UCAGGACAGAAACUCAGAGCAGAAACUUGAAGCAGAAACCACAGAGGAACACUGCUUGCUGGCUCUCUCACAGGCUCAUGCAUAGCUAGCUUUCUCAUACAGCCCAGGACCACCUGCUCAAGGAAUGGUGCUGCCCACAUUAGACCGGGCCCUUCUACAUCGAAUAAUAAUCUAGAAAACUCCCCACAGACGUGCCUAUGGGCCAGUGUGAUCUGGGAAAUUCCUCAGUUGAGUAUUUCAGAGGACUCUAAGCCCUGUCCAGAUGACAGUUUAACUAGAACAGAGCUUUACAUUGUUUCAUUUAAUCAUUACAGUAGUUCAGAUAGUAUCUAGAUUAUUGAGUUGAUGUCCAUCCUGCAGACAUCAUUAAGCUUCAUGCUCUGUCCUCUGCAGAAACAGCUCCCCCUGCCCAGAAGUCUCCAGCUUGAGUGUGUGUAGACCUGAGGCAAUGCUUUCUGGCUUUUUUUUCCAGAUCUGUAACACAGACUUGAUGAUCCUGCUUUGCAAGAUGAAUGGCAAAACAAAGAUGUAAAAACAUUUUUUAAGCAAGGAAACAUCUUAUUGAUUCAUUUAUGCAGUAAAUAUGUACUAAGUGCCUGGUACCUGCUAAGCACAUUUCUUAGUGCUGAAUACACAGCAAAGAACAUAGCACAUGUCAGACUUCGUAUGCCACUAUAAGGUCAUUGGCUUUUGCUCUGAGAUGGGAAACCUUCAGAAGGACUUAAGACACAGGAAUGACAAGAUCUGAUUUUAGUUAUUAAGAGGAUCACACUGAGCUGUGAAAGCCCAGUCAGGAAGCAAAUGCAAUAAUCCAGACAGAUUGAAACUGAGGCUUUGUUAAGGUUGUAGGGGCAGAGGCGUUGAAAGGGGCUUGAUUCUGAACAUGCUGUGAAAAUAGACCCAAAAGAAUUUGUGGAAGGAGUGUAUGUACUUUAGGAUAAAAAGAUGCCACCAUGGCAUGAAGGAUUUGACUUGAGCCUCAGAAAUGAUGGCAGGGGUGUGUGUGGGGUUAACUGCUGGAAUGAUGACUGAGGAGGACAAUAGGUUUGGCAUGCCCAUUGUGCAUACAAAUGAAGAUCCGGAGCAAGUGAUCAAGUGGAUGUAUAGGCCUGGAAUUCUGCAUACCAGGAUCAGCUUGGAGUCACCAGUGAAGGAGUCCCCAGCACAUCUUAAGCCAUUAGACUUGAAGGGACACGGUAGGAGAAGGAGGUAAACAGUGGGGUGUGCUGAAAAUCAGGACUUGGAGCCAAAAUUCCUGUGCCUUUCCAAAACUGGACUGUCCACUUGCAGUGUGAACUUGAGCAAAUUUCUUAAGCUGCAGCUCCUGCCCUGUAAAUUGCUAUGUUCGUUCCCAUCUUAUGGGAGCCUUUGGUGACAAAUAAGGCGACUUGCAGAAAACAUCACUAGAAAUACAGGCUUUGUAAGGUUAUUUCUUUAUACUGUAUAUUCAAUAUUAAGACUAACUUCCCGAGUUGGACAGACUGGCUUCAAAGUCUAACAAAGGCCAGGUUUCUGCCCAGGCUGCAGUUCGUGCCUGGACCACAAAGGGAGGGGCGAUAAGUACUGUGGGCCAGGGGCCGCCAGACGUCUUCACAGCAUCCGGAAGAAUCCAUCCAUCAGUCCGGCGGGCCCUGGACCAUAGAGGGUCCUCCGGUCGUUCCUAGAGCGGCCGCGGGGCUCCCGCGAGCAGCCUCACUUCCGGCGGGGAGAGGCGGCGGGAGACCAGGGCGGCGGCGGCGGGCGCGAAGAUUCCAAGUUGUGUUCCGAGGACAGAAGAAUCUCUUGACAGCACAUCUGGAUAUUCACCAUGAGGUUAGGAAAGCCUAAAGGAGGUAUUUCUCGAAGCUCGAGCCAAGGAAUAGCUUACGAGAACAAGCGUAAGGCAGUCCGCCAGAGGCAGAAAUGGGGAAUGACCAUUCGAUUCGACUCGGGUCUAAGUAGACUGAGGAGAAACUUGGAUGAGAAGCCCUAUAAAUGCACUAAAUGUGCUAAGAGUUUCAGUCAGAGUUCCACUCUUUUUCAGCACCAGAAGAUCCAUACCGGCAAGAAAUCCCAUAAGUGUACCGACUGUGGGAAAAGCUUCUUUCAGAGUUCUAAUCUCAUUCAGCAUCGACGGAUCCAUACUGGGGAAAAGCCCUACACAUGUGACGAGUGCGGAGAGAGGUUUAAACAGAGCUCGAACCUCAUUCAGCACCAGAGAAUCCAUACAGGAGAAAAGCCCUACCAGUGUGAUGAGUGCGGCCGGUGCUUUAGCCAGAGCUCCCACCUUAUUCAGCACCAGAGAACCCACACUGGGGAAAAGCCCUACCAGUGUGACGUGUGUGACAAGUGCUUCAGCCAGAGCUCCCACCUGAGGCAGCACAUGAAGGUACACAAAGAAGAAAAGCCCCGUAAAACCCGGGGUAAAAAUGCCAGGGCAAAAACGCACUUGGUUUCCUCCUGGAAAACUGGUACAGGAAGGAAGUCAGUGGCUGGUCUCCGCCAAGUAAAGGGCACUGCUUCAGGCCUUUUUAAAAAGAAAAAAUAAAAGCUGAUGGUCAAAAGUCUCUCUUUGAAGAAUGAGGGUGCUUAUAGUAGAGCACUUAGAUGCUAGACCCUUCCCUAGCCCGGAGACUUUAGGAGUUCAGUGACCUUAUUGGGCUGCAACUGUGAGUCCAGCUGCCCGUUUCUUAGUGACAUGAGCCCAGAGAACUGGAAAACAUGUCUGGUGAGGAUCUAAGACCCUUGACCUCACUAGAAACUGCUUCCUUAUAUUUUGAGAAAAAAACAUCACAUUUUCAUGAUUCACUUAUUAAAGUACAGGCAUGCCAAUAAUUAGUCCCCUUUUAGGAAUUUCUGUGGAAGAAAUCGUUAAAGGAAGAAGAAGUAAAUUUUGAAGUUCUGAGACACGACAUUUUAUGUUUUUAACGUUUUGUAGUUUACACAUGUGGCUCAAAAUUCUGCAUCAUGAAAUACAUUCGAGUUCAUAGAUUUUUUUUUUCUUUUUUGGUAGUGUAUAUUGUAAGAAGUAAUUAGUUUCAUUAUGUUUCAUGAAUGUAUAUAAUGUAUCUGUAUAAUGUCCUUUGGUCAUACUUACCCCUUGCUACUCUCUCUUCUCUUUCCCCUCCUGGUGGACUCAUCCCAAAUAGUUCCCUUUCCACUUCAUGGUUUUGGUUUUGUUUUUUUUUUUCUUUAAUCUAGAUUCUGCCAAAAAAGAGAAAACAUUUGUUUCCUCAAGACAGACUAAUCUUGCUUAAGUAAGUUUCAUCUGUUUUGUUUUGUUUUAGGUUCCAUCUGUUUUCCUACCAACAUGAUUUUGUUCUUUAUGGCUAAAUAAUAGUCCAUUGUAACAUUCAAAGGCUUUUAAUCAAGACCCACCUGUGUUAGCUUUUGUUUCUUCCCUUCUUAUGAGCCAAGAGGUUAAAAAGGUCCCUAUUUUUUUUUAACCACAUUCCUAAAAAUCCCCAAAUGGCAAACCCAGACCAUCCCUUGUGAUGGUGUCACUGGUGUUUUGGAAAUUGGGGUGGGUUUAUAUUGACUCAUGCCUGUGGCCUCUAAGCAUUCUCUUCUCCCACAGACUGAGACUGCCAUAUAGACCUACAUGAAUAAAUGGUAUCUUACCAAGGAACUCCCACCUUGCUUCUUGCUAAAAACAAAAUCCCCUGGCCUUCAAGGCUGAGCUUUGGAUAACACUGAUCAUUUUAGACAAAUGUUUGUCAUGUCAGCAAGUUAUGUACCAGUGCACUACAGCUCCUUUAGAACUUCGUCUGUAGUAUAGCAAUUGUUUAAGAAGGCAAACAAGUGUUUCUUCCAUGAGCAGCAUCACAAGUCACACACUUCUUAUCAGCUUCAGCUCAGGUUUUAGUUUAUUGAAUUCUGACAUUCUUUUGUUAUUGUCUAUAAUACUAGCUCCUGCUGUAAUGACAACUAUCCUUAAAAAUAAAGAAUGAGAUAUUUUUGCAUACUACUAUCUGCUUGCUUUUCUUUUGAUAAAUGGUUUCAGUCAGUUGGACAGCAGAUCAAUAAAUCACACCUUUUAGGGGAAUCGUUCGUUCUGCUGUUGUUGGGUGCCUCUGCUUAGCUCCUUGCUUUGAAUCUAGGGCCAUGGAAUAUGGGCUGUUGACGAAGUGGCAUCUGCCCGGAUAUCUAGAACUUUCUGUAAGUUCAAGACAGUUGCAGUGAUGUUUUGCAAAAGACUUGACCUUUGAUAUCCUGUUCAGCCAAAUCACUGUGUCAGUGGCCUGGCCCUGGGACCCUAUUGAGCAUCUACUGUCAAUCUUAUAUUGGUUUUGUGUCUGAAACAGCUUCUAGCUAGAACUAACCCUACUGACUUAAAUUUUAUGAGCUGCCCAUUCUGGUGGCAACCAUAGAUGCCCCACAACUGAGGCAGAUUUGGUAGUUUACAUUUUAUGUUUAAUAGGCAAAGCUCUUCAGUAUAAAAAUAAAUACUCUAGAUUUUAAUGUGGUCCUAGUUUGACUUUGUUUGAUGUAUUAUAGCCCUAAAGCUGGCAGGCAGCAGAGAUAACUGAUUUAUAGCCUUCUAUGGUAACUAAUGUGUCUUGUGUUUCUUUUUAGAAACAUAAAAUUGAAAAGUCAAAACUGUCUAAAAAUAACAAAGAAAUGUACUACUAGAAAUUGAAUACUAAUGUGAGUCUGGUAGGUAUCACCUCCUUAAAUAAAGGUUUGUUGCAUGAAAAAGCGUGUGCCCCUCAACCCCGUAUUCUGAGUUCCCAGUGCCAUGCAGAUGUUUAUAAACAUAAUUCUUUUCCUUUUGCAGACAUCCCCCUCGCCAUCCAGCCUAUGGCUUAGGGCAUUAGGGAAUCCGAAUGGUACUAAUUAAAAACAAGUGUCACAAUUGAGCACUGUGUUGCAGGCCUGUAGUCUCAGCACUUGGGAGAUGGAGGCAAAGAGAAGUCCAAAGUCAUCCUUGGGUACAUAGCAUAUUUGAGGCCAGC
Nannospalax galili (Upper Galilee mountains blind mole rat) is the source of this 4934-nucleotide messenger RNA. It is a transcript of the gene Znf22, whose product is annotated as zinc finger protein 22. Bases 1808 to 2527 code for a protein of 239 amino acids. The record is from RefSeq and is a predicted model, not a curated record. Gene Ontology annotation, biological process: central nervous system development; regulation of transcription by RNA polymerase II. NCBI's taxonomy places the organism in Eukaryota, Metazoa, Chordata, Mammalia, Rodentia, Spalacidae. Gene Ontology annotation, molecular function: RNA polymerase II cis-regulatory region sequence-specific DNA binding; DNA-binding transcription factor activity, RNA polymerase II-specific. Gene Ontology annotation, cellular component: nucleus. The transcript has 2 exons.